Molecule: messenger RNA, 8030 nt
Organism: Porites evermanni
Lineage: Eukaryota; Metazoa; Cnidaria; Anthozoa; Scleractinia; Poritidae
Source: the annotation of a GenBank genome assembly
AUGGCGUGUUUUCGGGAAAGAUCCCUCAAAGUACAAGUCACCAUUUUGGCCUCUAAAUGGGGAUCAAGCAAAGAAGGGCUGUCCACCAUAAACAGCGAAUUAGCCAUUCAGUUAGCCAAAUGUCCUGAAGCGGAAAUCACUUUCUUCCUUCCACAAUGUAGUGAAGAGGACAAAAAAUUAGCACUGCAACACAAGGUAACGAUUAUCGAGGCAACUCGCCGGCCUGGCUUAGAAGAACUGGACUGGCUUCUCUUUCCACCAGAACAUUUACAAAUAGAUGUAAUCGUUGGUCAUGGGGUUAAACUUGGCAAACAAGCUCAAAUCAUUAAAGAAUCCAAAAAGUGUAAGUGGGUCCAAGUCGUGCACACAGACCCAGAAGAACUGGGAAUGUUUAAGAAGAAUUCAAACCCAAUUUCCAAGGGUCAAGAGAAACAUAAAACAGAGGUAGAGUUGUGUGAAAUGGCAGACCUCGUUGUAGGAGUUGGACCCAAGUUGAGUGAGGCCUUCCGCUCGUAUCUUCGAGGGUGCCAAAAGGAUAAAAGUGUAGUGGACUUGACUCCUGGAGUAUUUCAAGAAUUUUCCAGCUUGAAACAGGCUGCGGAAGAAAGAAAGCAUCGCAGUGUCUUAGUGUUUGGUCGUGGGGACGAAGAGGAUUUCGAACUAAAGGGGUUUGACAUCGCUGGAAAAGCGGUUGCUGCAUUAAAAGAUACUCGUCUUGUGUUUGUUGGCGCUCCAGAUGGAAAGCACGAAGAAAUAGCGAAGCGGUUAACCGGAUGUGGUGUUCCUGGAAGUCGCUUGAAAGUAAGAGGAUUUAUUGAGGACCGAGAGAGCUUAAAGCGCUUGUUUCAGGAAGUGGAUCUUGUAGUCAUGCCUUCACGAACGGAGGGCUUUGGAUUGGCAGGACUUGAGGCCCUGUCAGCUGGUCUCCCUGUGCUUGUCAGCCGCAACUCGGGGUUUGGAGAAGCACUGUGCAGUGUACCAUUUGGUUCAUCCUUUGUAGUAAAUUCAGUGGACCCCACUGAUUGGACUGCAGCCAUCUCGAAAAUAUGGGACAAGGACAGAAAAAGUCGACUUGAGGAAGUGGAAACUUUGCGCGAUUCGUACGACAAGAAAUACAACUGGGCUAAACAGAUAAAAGAUCUUCUACACAAGAUGAUCAGCUGGACUAACGGUAUGAAUGUCAAUUGCAUUUUUUUUUAUUGUACUUUAAUUUAAGCACUAUGACCACGCCUGCUGAUAAUGGCAGCAAAUUUUAGUUUUCUUAAUUUAACCCCUCCUUUAAAUCAACAAUUUUUGAUGUUUAGGUCGGGCUCUCCACUCUAAAAAUUUAUUUGGAUUACUUAAAACGCUGUCUAGGAUGAAAAGAAACAAAGGUUGUUUCUUGUAAAUAGUGUUAUAUAAACCCACGAUCCAGAAAACAAGAAACCUGAGCGUUUUUACUCUUUCAUACAUUCCUAAAAGACAACAAUCUUGUCCUUUUUUCUGCAGUUGAUUUUUCAAAUGUUCAGAGCGUCCCCGAAACAAUAGGUGAAACUGUUGUAUCUUGUCACCUGGCUUCUCAGGCUACACGAGGCACGACAGAGAAACAUGCAGGUAACCCUUAAAUCUAAAGCGUGAUCAGAAUAAACAGCUUCGACGAUUUCUCUUCCGAUUCUGUUUUUGAUGGUCGGUUACGGUCCAAUACCGCAGUCACCUUUUAAAGCCUAUAAGAGCUAUCCAGCCAUAGAACUCAUUUCUAGUCAUUUGAGAAGAGGAUCUAGAGCAGAAAACUUGGUAGCGUUCACAGCGGUAGUAACUUAAUUUCGCAGUGAUUUAAGUCAUGGUCGGUUACGCGAUUAUUUCUUGCCCUCGGUAAGGAAUGCAUGACAGAACAACUAAGCACAUAUGAUAAACAAUUUUAACCCUUCAAAGUUAAUUGUCUCAGUUCGUUCCUGUAGUACGUUUCAGAAACGUCUUUGGAUAUGACACUGAUUGCCUUUUGUAUCUUAUUUGUUUGUAAGGUGAGUGUAGGGUUGAAAGGAAGAAGAGAAACAAUGAGGAGGACAUCACGAAGAACCUUCAAACUGGAGCAAAGGCCAGAAAGACCAUGGGCGAUAUCGUGGCUUCCGGAUCUACAAGUAAGAGCUCAUGAUAAAGCUCAACUUCGCUGCGUCCCAGCAUCAGUCUUCUCUUUUCCUUUCUCUUGCUUUGCCUCAGGUGUUGGAAAGAAGACACAGCCCGAAAAUAAUAGACCUUAUCUAUUCUGUUGUUUUGUUACUUCGUUGAAAUCCCACGACUGUCUUCUGCAAAACAGUCCCUUUCCAAAUUGAUCAUAUUUACGGUCGUUCUAAAAAAUAUCGACAAAGGAGGCAUUAUCUUGGGAGCAACGCUUGGUUUGUGAUGAGAAUGGGGUUUUAAGCGAAUAAUGUCUAUACAGUGUACUUAGAUUUUAACACACGUACUGUAUCUCAAAGGAUUUUCCUUUAGUAGAUCUAGUAAACAAAUAAUGAUUUUUUUUUAUUCUUCUUUUAGAUCUUGAUUCAACUCAGUAUACCUCCACCAAGGGGAGGUCAAAUUAUUCCCGGUUAUGUCUUCUUCUAAUCAGCUUGGGUUCAAAAGCCCUCAAAGAAACGUUUGACAGAAUAAUUCCACCACAAAGUCUUCAACGCAUUCUGAAACGGAACCCAGCACACUCUAAACUUCAGUCACGUCGAAAGGAAGGGAUACUAAACUCAUUCCAGUGGAGUAAACUGUAUCCUACCACACCCUCCGAAGUUUCAUCGGCAGGCUUCGACAUCCCCCUGCUAAUGGUUCUUCUAAGGACAAUCUGUGAUCUGAGUCCUCCACCCGCUGGCUGGGAUGUUCCUCCUCUUCCCGAAGACCUAAGCCGUGAGUCUGACAUUGCGCGUCUGAAAUAUUUCUUCAACGUCGUGUCUGGUCAUGCUGGAGAAGGUUUUGUUAGUAAUGCUGUAUUCAGUAGCUUCUGGCAGCAGAUCCAUGACACUCUGGUUCGAUUGGGAGGAGCUGAUUAUGAAGAUGUCAUUGAGCAACUGAGGUGUCAGGAAAUGGACCUCCUAAGUGAAGAACAUUUCAGAGAACUUCUCAAGCAGUGGAGGAAGGUGGAGGACAAUAUCAAAGACAAACUGAAUGAACUGGAAAGUGCAGAGGCUUUAAAGGUGGCAGGUGAGUUUUUGUGAUAAAAUUUGUCUGCUGUUUGUAUUAACAUGGCUAGAGUGUAAUAAUUCAAAGUUUUAAUUAUUAUAAUGGUAUAAGAUGUGGUCAGUUUGGCAACGAACGGUAAUUUUUGUUAUGUGCUUUGCUAUAUAUAACUAGGUCCUGCCUGAAAAGGUAAAAUUGUCAUUGAACGUUUUUAAUUUAUCUAAAGAUUAGGCAAACGGAAGUUUUGCGAAGAGACCAGAUGCUGAGUCUGAAUCACGCUAGGUCUUGAGUAAACAGUCUUCCAACGUACUUUGACAACUUUGUUGAGGGAUUGCUAUGAAAUUGCAAUCUUCAGGUUAAGUGGAGGCGUUGUCCUCCACAUACAGUUAUGGUCUGUUCCUUAAAGUUGAGCCCUUCUCCUACGGGAGCAAUCGUGGAUAGGUUAAACUUACUGCAAUAUUGAUCGCGAUUGAUUUUUUCUCCAAGGCCUUAAAAUAAGUAAUGUGUAGGCCCUAGUUACGUGCAGUGAAAAUUGUUUUGCUUGGAAAGAACCCAUUUUGGCAGGUUAAAUGUAAAACAAUAGCUUACGAAAAUAAUGAUACUUACGAACGCAGAGAAAUGUUAAAAAGGUACUGGCGAAGAGUAGUAGUACAGUACAGACGAACUAACAGAGGGAUAAAGUCUAGAGGAAAAGACUUCUCUCGUACUAGCCGACUCGCAUCCGAAGAAGCAGUGAGAACAUAAAGCUACGUCAGUAAGAAAAGAAGACUAAUAACUAACCGUACCGAAAAUCUCGCGUAAGACAACAAGAGUAGUUGGGAGAUUUAGAGUCACGUUGUAGACAAGCGGCAAACGUGAGAUCAAGUUUUUCAAUUUCUUAAAUUAGGAGAUGAGCAGGUAAAAACUGUCUUAAAUAUUUUUAGUUGUAGAUGAACCUAAACCAUCUUUUUUUUGUUGUUGUUGAUAUAAUAAACAGUCGGUGACAAUUAAAGGGAACACUUGAUGACGUGGGACAAUCUGACGUUUGCCGUAAACGUGAUUUUAAACCGUGAUGUUGACAAAAUCGACUAUAACAGCAGGAAUGAUCUGACGUACAGCGAAGCGAUAACAAGACUAGACUACAACCACAUGAACGCAAUGACGCAACCGUAAUGAAAAGCGGUAACGAGACAUGUCUAACAUAUAUUGACAUACGGGAGUAAGGUUAAUACCAUAGGAACGAAAUUAUGUACGGGAAAUGGGUUUGACCAAGAAAUGAUUACGCACGAACAAAACUAAAACAACAAACGAACAAGAAGUUUGAUUGAACGAACGGACUCAAAUGCGAGCUGCACGCGCAGUACGUUCUCAGCUGAAAAAAAUAAUAAAAAUUAGUUUUUCAUACCUGGUGACAAUGGCAAGUGGGCUGUCGAUUGGACAAUCGAAGGAUGCCUUUUUCUUUUAAGGGUUUUCUUUGGUGGCAUAAUAGACUGUUAACAGUCCCCUAUGUUUUCGUAAGAUCGUCAGGAUCGAGCGCUUUUCAGUACGGGCGGCCUUUUUGAUUAGGCUUUGAUUCGGGACACUGAAAGUUAACCCACACGGUAAUUUUUAGGGAGUUAUUAUAACUCCAAAAAUGGAGUAAACAUUUUAGGUACAGAAUAACCCCUUUUUGGGGGUUACCUUAACUCCAAAUUUAACUCCAAAUUUGGGGUCAUUUUUACUCCUGAGAAAGAGUUCUUUUUACUCCCAGUCUGGAGUUAAAACAACUCCGAAAAUGGGGUUAUUUUUACUCCUUACAUGGGUUGUUUUUGCUCUUUUUGGAGGUACUUUAACUCUGAAAGUGGAGUAAAAAUUUCAGGUACAGGAUAACUCCUUUUUUGGGGUUAUUUUAACUCUUCAAUAUCUGGGGUCAUUUUUACUCCUGAAAAAGAGUUCUUUAAACUCCUUUUUGGAGUUAAAAUAACUCCCCAAAGAAUAACUCCACUGUAAGGAGUUAAAUUAACCCCACUAGAGGAGUUAUUAUAACUCCUUGAAGAUUACUGUGCAGAUGGCCACCCGUAACGCAAAGCGCUCGAUCUUGACGACCUUACGGAAAAGCAGGGGACUGUAGAGUUACGGAAGCUUUUUUUCAAGGUCAAAAGAAAAUCAUUCUAAUACGGUACGAACGAGGCGACAUACGGAAAAGCGCUUAGAACACAACACUAAUGCCAUACGAAUAAGCCGACGUACGGAAGUGAGGUUAGAAGACAAUACUCAGCACGUUUUCUCUCCCACUAUCCAGUGUUAAAGAAUAUCUACUAUAAGUAAUUAUCGGGCAAGAUGACCGACCAUUGAUUGUUAGGCUGACAUAGUCGCGGAUGACCUGCCUUGAUUCAAGUCAUGGUUUUCGUACAAUGCAAAUCACAAAGAGGUUAGGUUAGAAGACAAUACUCAUUUCACACCAACACAUUUACCAACAAGAGGACGUAAGGAAAAAUGUUUAAAAGGCAGUGCUAAUACAGUAAAAACUAGCGGAGAAAUCUGGAGAUGUUGGAGAGAGAGACGCGGGAUGGAAUUGGUACGGCUUCGGUUUUCUUCGGUUUUUGUAGAUGUCAGUAUGAAUUCUGUCCAACUGUUCAGUGUUACACAAUUUCCACUAUAAACAGUAAUUGUCGGACACCAUGAUCGACUAUUUAUUGUUGAGAUGACAAGUUGAACGGUUGAGCUGCCUUUAUUUCGAGCCUUGGUUUCCGCACAAUGUAAAUCUUAAUGCGUGAAUUUCCUUUCAUUAUUAUUUGCAGCAUUGAAACCUAGAUACACAUUAAAAGUAAUUUACUCAAGCAAGACAGAAUGCAGGUUAUGAUAUUUUGCAUUUUUUUUUAGAUUUUUCAUUCCUUACCGAAAUUGUGGAAAAGAUUCGUCAACUUUACGGAACACGUGAACAACGUCUCCUGCCUGUUCCUUGGUGUGAAGAUUUCAGUUUUCAUCUGAAUGAAAUUUUUACCAGGUUGAAGAUCGUGAACAAAGAUAAAACCCGAGGAGUACUUACUGACGAUAUUACCGAUAUGACUGGAAUCUUUAAGCCGCAUGCAGAAUGCCAAAGGCCGCGAACAGUCUUGAUUGAAGGAGACCCUGGCAUGGGUAAAAGCACGUACUGUCAGAAGCUAGCGUAUGAUUGGGCAACUAAGCAGAAGGAGUUGGACCCCUCUUUUCCAGACAUUGACGUGCUAUUACUUCUCAAAUGUCAUGAUGUGAAAUCAAGCAUCUUGGAAGCUAUUGAUGAUCAAAUUCUUCCUGCGGAAAUUGACGAUCAAGCUAGAGAAUGUUUCUUCAAAUUCGUUCGUGAAAAUCAGUCGAAAGUCCUUCUAGUACUUGAUGGAUUAGACGAAAUGGACUCCACUGAGAUGAAAAGAAUCUAUGACUUGGUUGAGGGUAAAGAACUGUCAGGUUGUCACGUUAUACUCACAUCUCGUCAUGAGGUAGGGAGGAAACUUAGGAGGUAUUGUGACACUCUGUGGGAGAUUGUAGGUUUCACCGAAGAAGAUGCAAAUAGUUUUAUUCGUAGGUACUUUAAAAACAUCAAAAGGGAGGACUUACUGGAGAAUUUGCUACAAAAGAUUCGGUAUUCGCAUGAGUUAAGAAACUUGUCAAAAAAUCCCUUGAACGUAACCUUACUUUGUGUUCUUUGUGAAGAUUUAGAGGGCAUUUUUCCAACGAGCAGGACUGAAUUGUACACUGAGAUUGUCCUAUGUGUGUUAAGGCGAUAUGAAAAAAAGCAAGGAUUGUCGAGCAAAAGUGAAGACCUUAUGAGCAUCUACAGGGACGAUCUAGUACAUCUGGGACGAGUGGCGUUACAUUCUCUUCGAAAAGGAGAGCUAUAUUUUGAAGAACACGAAUCUGGAAGUACCUCUAUUGCUUUAUCGAAGUUUGGAUUUCUUUCAUUCCAGGCUAGUGGCUGCAAGAGGAAAGCUCUUGUGCGUUAUGCAUUUCUGCACAAAAGCUUCCAAGAGUUCUUUUCUGGAUUUUAUCUUGCUUGCCAAAUUCUUGACGGAGGUAUUGACUAUGUCUCAGUAGUAAAAGACGAGAGAUUUAAAAACGAACUAAAGGAAGCGUUUCUAUUCAUGUUUGGAAUUUUAGCCUCAACGAGUAAGGAGACAGCAGAGUCUGUUAUUAAAACUAUGGCUGGAAAUAUCAAUUUAAUAGAUCCCGAAUGUAAGGAAGACAUUCGUGAAUUAUUUCAUUUAGCUUUAAGCUGCAUUUUAGAGUGCACAAGUUUAUCUCGUACCCUAGGGUUACACCUUCACAUAAGUAAUUUAGAUUUGAGGUCGGUCGUCAUUCGUGAUUCUGGUGCUACUUCCCUUUCCCAGGCUCUUGCGACCAACUCCUCCUUAACUAGUUUGGAUUUGUGUUCGAACAGGAUUGGUGAUUCUGGUGCUACUUCCCUUUCCCAGGCUCUUGCGACCAACUCCUCCUUAACUAGUUUGGAUUUGAGUGGGAACGUUAUUGGUGAUUCUGGUGCUACUUCCCUUUCCCAGGCUCUUGCGACCAACUCCUCCUUAACUAGUUUGAAUUUACAUAGCAACUAUAUUGCUGCUUCUGGUGCUACUACCCUUUUCCAGGCUCUUGCGACCAACUCCUACUUAACUAGUUUGAAUUUACAUAACAACGAUAUUGCUGCUUCUGGUGCUACUACCCUUUUCCAGGCUCUUGCGACCAACUCCUCCUUAACUAGUUUGGAUUUGAGUGGGAACGUUAUUGGUGAUUCUGGUGCUACUUCCCUUUCCCAGGCUCUUGCGACCAACUCCUCCUUAACUAGUUUGGAUUUGCGUUCGAACAGUAUUGGUGAUUCUGGUGCUACUUUCCUUUCCCAGGCUCUGGCAGCCAAUCCCUCCUUAACUAUCUCGUAUUUGGGAAGUGAGGAAGAUGAGGAUUAA